Messenger RNA from Oncorhynchus nerka (sockeye salmon), 1651 nucleotides. RefSeq names its product spectrin beta chain, non-erythrocytic 4-like. Gene Ontology annotation, molecular function: actin filament binding. The record is from RefSeq and is a predicted model, not a curated record. Gene Ontology annotation, biological process: actin cytoskeleton organization; muscle cell development. NCBI's taxonomy places the organism in Eukaryota, Metazoa, Chordata, Actinopteri, Salmoniformes, Salmonidae. The coding region runs from base 2 to 1651 and encodes 549 amino acids. Gene Ontology annotation, cellular component: Z disc; plasma membrane; cell junction. The transcript has 8 exons.
GAUGCUUAUGGGUGCGGGACGAGACACGGCGCGGGAUGAGGCCCAGAAGCUUCACAGGAAGUGGCUGAAGCACCAGGCCUUCAUGGCCGAGCUGGCCCGCAACAAAGAAUGGCUGGCCAAGAUAGAGCAGGAGGGCCAGGAGCUGAUCGAUGAGAAGCCGGAGCUGCGUUCGGUGGUGCAGCAGAAGCUGGAGGAGAUCAGGGAGUGCUGGACGGACCUGGAGAGCACCACCAAGGCCAAGGCCCGGGCUCUGUUUGAGAACAACAAGCCAGAGCCGGUGGUGAAGAGCUACUCAGACCUGGACCACCAGCUCUCUGGCCUGGAGAAACAGCCCCCCCAGCUGGAGCAGGCUCAUCACCUACCCACCUUCAACGAGCAGCUGCAGAAAUUUCAGUCUCAGAUGGGGAACAUGUACAAGGACGUAGGGGAACUAGGGUCCCUCCAGGGGGUGUGCCUCCCCCAGCGAGGCAGCCUGGUGAAGGGUGGCGAGGGAGAAGGGGGCGAGCAGCCAGCCGUAGUGGAGACCCGCAUCGUGCGCCUCAUCGAGCCCCUGAAGGAGAGACGACGCAUCCUGCUGGCCUCCAAAGAGAUGCACCAGGUCGCUCAGGACCUGGAGGAAGAGAUACUGUGGAUCCAGGAGCGGCUUCCUCUGGCCUCCUCUAAGGAUUACGGCAACAACCUGCAGAGUGUUCAGCAGCAUGUCAAGAUCAACCAGACACUGCAGAGGGAUCUGCAGGGGCGCCAAGCACGGGUGGAGGAGGUGUUGGACCGGGCGGGGAUCAUCGCCUCUCUGCGGACCCCUGAGGUUGACUUUGUGCGUGAGGGGGCGGGGCAUGUGCGUCAGGUGUGGGAGGUGCUGAGGCUGGAGGCGGAGAGGAGGUCUGUGAUGCUGGAUGUGGUGCUGCUGGCCCAGCAGUACUACAGCGAGGCAGCCAAGGUGGAGUCCUGGCUGGCAGGCCAGAAACUGCACCUCAUCAAUGAGGAGAAGGGCACGGACGAGGAGAGCACCCUGCAGCUGCUGAAGGAGCACCUGGCCUUGGAGGCGACAGUGGAGAACUACGCUGAGACAGUGGGCAUGCUCUCCCAGCAGUGUCAGCAACAGCUGGAGCUGGGGCACCCAGAUAGUGAGGGGAUCACCAAGCAGCAGUCCCACAUAGACCGUCUGUAUGUGUCUCUGAAGGACAUGGUGGAGCACAGGAAGACCAAGCUGGAGCAGCAGUACUGGAUGUACCAGCUCAACAGAGAGGUGGAGGAGUUAGAGAAGUGGAUCACUGAGAGGGAGGCCGUUGCCAGCUCCACUGAGCUGGGUCAAGACCUGGAGCAUGUCACGUUGCUACAGGAAAAAUUCACCAAGUUCUGCUCAGAGACCAACAGCAUAGGCCAGCAGAGGAUGGAGCAGGUGAAUAAGAUGGUGAAUGAGAUGAUAGACUGUGGCCACACGGACGCGGCCACCAUAGCUGAGUGGAAGGACGGACUGAACGAGUCAUGGGCCGACCUACUGGAGCUCAUGGAGACCCGAAGACAGAUGCUGGCAGCAUCACACCAGCUGCACAAGUUCUUCACCGACUGCAAAGAGGUACAGCUCAGUGUUUCUCCAAGAUUAUUUUCUAGGUUCCCCAAGAUUAUUUUCAAUAAGCAGAGGGAAACAUAG